GAUCAAGCCGGCCUGUGUGACACGGUUCCACGCAAGAGGAAAGCCAAGGGAGAGAGGAUCCGCCACUACGGCAGGUAGUAGCCUACGGCCGUCCGCGGGAUCACUCGCCAUGAAAUAGGCUACCUGGUGCCUGUUACACAUCCUAACCUCCAUUUUUCCAACUGUUUGGAGGAAGAAUCAAAGUCCAUCCAAAGCAAGAACGUUUUUUUGAAGGAAAAUGAGCACCUACACUAUCACCCUCAAUGGACCGGCACCUUGGGGAUUCCGUCUACAGGGAGGAAAGGACUUCAACAUGCCCCUGACCAUCUCCAGGAUCACACCUGGGAGCAAGGCUGCGCAGGGCAACCUGGUCCAGGGCGACAUCAUCGUGGCCAUCGACGGGGUCCACACGGAUGGCAUGACUCACCUGGAGGCCCAGAACAAGAUCAAGUGUGCCGUCAACCUGGCUCUCACCAUGACCAAGUCCAAGCGCCCUGUUCCACUUCCUAUUGGCCACACAAGAGUCGAUGGUUCCAUGCCUGUUAUCCCUCACCAGCAGGGGCAAAUAAAUGGUAGCCCCGUGCCCCCUAACACCCCAGCUGGCGGUAUAGACACUUCUGGUGAGGCAAACCUCUCCAUCAACUCCUCGACGCCCGCCAAGGGGCAGUCUCCAAGCCCGACCAAGAGGAAGCAGUAUAACUGCCCCAUCGGUCUCUACUCCGAGGAGACCCUGCGGGAGAUGGCUAUGGUGCAGGAGAGCCAGAAGGCUAAGGGCUCCGGCACAGGCCUUUUGCUGGGCAGCGAGUACCUCCCCAAUUUCAACCCCACUGCUUUGAAGGACUCGGCCUUGUCCACUCACAAGCCCAUUGAGGUGCCAGGCCCGGGCGGCAAGGCCACCAUCAUCCACGCCCAGUACAACACCCCCAUAAGCAUGUACUCGCAGGACGCCAUUAUGGACGCUAUCGCUGGGCAGACCCAGGCCCGGGGUAAAGAAGGUACUCUCCCAGUAAAAGACCGUGUUGUAGACAGUGCCUCCCCAGUGUAUCAGGCGGUCAUCCAGAAGAAGGAUAAGAAUCUGGAGAUCGAGGAGGGGACUCGUCGGGCUGCCCACCACCAGUCCAAGUCCUUCCGUGUCCUUGCCCAUAUCACUGGCACCGAGUACUUGCAAGACCCAGAUGAGGAUCGUCUGAUGAAGUCAAGGGAAAAGUUUCAGUCAGAAGCUCAAGGCCCACGUUUUGCUAGAUUGAAAAACUGGCAUCAUGGUCUAUCUGCCCAGAUCCUCCAUGCGUCAGAAUAUCCUAUCCCCACCCCCUUACCCACCCCUGUGCUCUGUCCUCUCUACUCUACUCUACUCUGGUCUGGUCUGGUCUGGUCUGGCUGUGUUAACAUCUCCUCUGUCCUCUGCAGCUCUCAGUCCCCCUCACAGCCUGAACCUGCGCCACAGCCUGUGUCGCCCCCACAGACUCAGGCCCUGGCACCAGUGGCCCCCGAGGCCCCUGCAGUCUCACCCAGGGCCCCCCGCCACCUGAACCCUGCUGCCUCCCAUAUCUCGUCCGCUCUGUCUGCGCAGUCUAGAAACCAUGUUUAUAAACGAGGGCCGCCGCCCACCUCGGCUUUGGAGGCCCUGACAAUCACCCCGAUGUUCCGCACCAGAAAUUUGCCCAAACGUGGGCGCUCCCUGCCCUCGGGGAAACCCAAGCACCUGAGCUACAGCCUGCAGUCUGCCUCUGGUUACAGCUCCCACUUCACAACCUCCAUGUCCAGCCAGUACAUGUCGGGUCCACCCAUGCAGGCCCCGAUGCAGCCUCCACCACAAAUGCAGCAUCCGCCACAGAUGCAGCACCCACCACAGAUGCAGCACCAGCCACAGAUGCAGCACCAGCCACAGAUGCAGCACCCGCAACAGAUGCAGCACCAGCCACAGAUGCAGCACCCGCCCAUGCAGUACCCCCCCAUGCAGUAUCCGCCAAUGCAGUCUCCAGCCAUGCACCAGAUGCCCAUGCAGCCACCGCCACCCAUGCAGCAAAGCUCCAUUCAGAUCCCUGUGGGCCCCCCACCACAGCAGCCUAAAAUGGUCAGCACUGCCACCAUCGUGCCUGCCAGCUAUCCCUCAGCACCAGCUCCUCCCCCGGCUCCUGCCCCAGUCCAGAUCCCCAUCGCCAUGGCCCCAGCCCCGGCCCCCUCCGCUCCCACUCCCCCCGCCAACCGCCCUCCCUGGGUGACGGACGACAACUUUGCCCAGAAGUUCGACCCUGGCAAGACCACCAGCACCAGCAUGAAAGUGCAGCCUCUUCCCCAAUCCGCCCCUCCUCCUCCUUCCAUCAUCUCUAACCCGGCCCCUGCCCCGGCUCCCAUGGGCGGCCCCUCGCCCUACACCCCUGCUGCCCCCUUCCCCCCUGUGGCCCGGGGGGUGGCCCAGAGAGCAGAGCGCUUCGCUGCCGGCAGCAGGACUCCCAUGUGUGGGUCGUGCAACCAGAUCAUCAGAGGCCCAUUCCUGGUGGCCCUGGGCCGCUCUUGGCACCCUGAGGAGUUCAACUGCCACUACUGCCAAAUGUCGCUGGCUGACGCCAGCUUUGUGGAGGAGCAGAACAGCGUGUACUGCGAGAACUGCUACGGCGAGUACUUCGCCCCAAGCUGUGCCCGCUGCAGCACCAAGAUCAUGGGGGAAGUGAUGCAUGCGCUGCGGCAGACUUGGCACACCACCUGUUUUGUGUGCGCCGCGUGUGGGAAGCCGUUCGGAAACAGCCUGUUCCACAUGGAGGAUGGCGAACCUUACUGUGAGAAAGAUUACAUCGCCCUUUUCAGCACUAAGUGCCAUGGCUGUGACUUCCCUGUGGAGGCUGGGGACAAGUUCAUCGAAGCUCUUGGUCAUACCUGGCAUGACACUUGCUUUGUUUGCGCGGUGUGCAAUGUCAACUUGGAGGGCCAGCCAUUCUACUCUAAGAAGGACAAACCCCUGUGCAAGAAGCAUGCUCAUGCCAUAAAUGUGUAGAUGCUCCUGGAGAUGAAUAAGAGGAAUGGGCAGUAACGUAACGUGCCAUAUGUUAUUACUGUGUACUGGCAAAGCACAUUUCAAACAGAACCAUCAGUGUCAGUCAAAGUAGAACAUCCCAUUUGACUUAAAAUGAUGAUUGCGAUUCUAACGUGGUGGUAGUACCAUGAAAAGUAUGAUUGUUAAAGGUUCAGCCAUAAGUGUCCCAUUGGUUAAACAAUUUAUUUAUUUCAGAAUUAAUAUAUGAUUGUGCUUCUCUACUGACACAAAAUCACAAAGCCCCAACUUUGUUACUUAACCAUGGCCAUUUAUAACUAGACAGCAAACAUGGUGAGGUUUGUUUGAAGAUUUAAGCAUUCACUUGCAUCAGCUUUCUUUAAUUUACAUAAGAGCUGCACCUCCUGUAUAUAUUUUUUGGCCUUUAUUUUUUAUCUUACCAGAAAGAAUAAAUAGACACAAGGGAACAGUUCCCAAAGCCAAAAUACUUUUCUAUGCAUUUUCUGUGCCUUCAUGUAGGACCUGAAUACAUGUUACAAUUGGAUUUAUACUAAAAUUGCCAUGUUUAAUUAUGUGUUAAAGUAAAGGGUGAAUUUCAGAUCAAUGUAUUUCUCGGUCACACUCACUGUUUACUAAGACGGUAUACUCGUACAGGUACAAGUACAGUGUCCAUACAGGUUAACUCAUUUUAUAUACCAACAUGUACUAUGUGUGAAGUGCUUAUGAUUGUGUACGACUGUGUGUGUGUGUGUGUGUGUGUGUGUGUGUGUGUGUGUGUGUGUGUAUGAAUCAGUAUUAACAUGUUUGUGCCAGUAGAAUAGCUUGCGUGAGUGUGUGUACAAAUUCUGGUGAAAUAAUUUGUCUUUUAAAUUAAAUAUAACAGAGGACACCGCCUUGGUUGUGAUCAAGUGUUUUCAUCUGACUAAUGAUAGAAUUAAACUACAAAUGAACAGUAAUACAAAUGAUGUGAAGUUAUUUAGUUUUCUACCACAUGAGUGGAUAUUAAUUACACCGUUUAUAGCGCUGUUUUUUUGUGAUAUCACAUUGUUGUUUUUCCCAUGUAAAGAAUUCAGUGGUAGCUUGAAUCUAUAUGAACUACUGAAUAUUUGUAACAGCUAAGUGUGAAUGAACUUUCCAGUGUGUUUAUCCAUCUUAGUCUGUAUUGAAAUAAUGCAUCAAAAUAGUUUACACUUGGACUUUUAAACCUUUGAUAGGGAAAGUGAGGACUUGAUUCUUUUGUAAAAGCAUGAAAGACAGGGUUAUCACAAAUAUGAUGGGUUUGGUUAGGCUGGGUUAUAAAGAGUAAUUUAUCAAGGGAUGCAGGUUACUGAAAUGUGUGCUCUUAAAAUACAUUGAAGAAAUGUGUAAAAAGGGUGAGUCUUGAAAUGUCAUGUUUAGUAUAACUUGAUAUUACACUGUUAGGCUAUUAAAUACUGUCAUCUUAGAACAGACUUCUGAAGGACCACAUCACUGUGCCAAAUGAAUGUCUAAUGUUUUAUUAGGUGUUAUUUUAAUUUUCCACCAAAAGACAAAGGAAAUCAAACAAAGAUCUAGUACCGUCACAGUUUUCUGCAUCUGCAUCAUCCAAGUAUCUCUAGCUCAUUUCACAAACCAUUCCCUGCCAUUCAUCUUUGGACUUUUGAACUUUCUGUAUCUCAUUCAUUCCAUUACAACGAGCAGGUUAUCCCAAGGUAUAGACCCCCUUCACUCAGAACACAUGCGCAGACACAUUUGCCAUGUCUCUCAUAUCUUGGCGUAGCUGGUUGUAUCAGUGUUUGAAAGUAUAAAUGGCCCUGAUUUUUGACCUUUAAAUGUGGCCUCUGGUGGGUCCUUCAUGUGUCACAGCCUACUUGUUUUUCUCUCAGUUGUGUCAUUAGGACUGUUUGUGCAUAAGGUUUGAGUGAUGAGGUUGAGGAGUUGUUUAUGAAACAUAAUGAAGAGAUUAUUUGUUUUUGGCAUGAAAAAAAUGACGUCUCUUAAUAAUAAUUUAUUUGCUUAUUUAAGUUUUUUUUAAGCAGUGUCUGAAAUAAUGCAAUAUGGCCUUGACUUUAAGUAGUUAUGUCCUUAACAUGUCUGCUUGAUAUAUUAGUAGGGUUUUCCGUUGUCUUUUUAUUUGAGGUAGGAGGUUAAUGUAUGCCACUAUCAUUUAUUUUCCAUUGAGCACUAUUUUGAGAUGUAAAGCCAAGAGGACCUCGCAGUCACACAGUCUGACAUCAAAGAUCGGCUCCUUAAAUGCUGCCAAUGGGCAGAAAUGAAAUGCUUGUGGCUUGGUGGUGGCCUUUCCCUCUAGGUGCUAAGCAAGUCAAUGAGGGAUUAACCAAGAAGUAGAAAGGUAUAUUGGUGUUGAAUCUAUUACAACAGCUUUAUUUAUUUAUAGGGGGAAACCGAAUAAUGUCCAUCCUCUUGUAGCUGAAAAGGUUAAAAAUAUCAAAUGCAUGUUGUUCUUCUUUACCACAAACGUUGUGUUGCCUAUAUUUACUGACCACCAGAAUAAAAAUAUAUUGCUUUCAAAUACUUCUACAUUUUGUUAAAUGAUUGCUUUUGAUUCAAUGUCAGGAAAAUCUGGUGAUACCUUUUUUUAUGACAGGAGGUCUGGCUGAAGCUUUGAUAUUUUACUCUUUGGCCAUAAUGUUUUUUUUUUUUAAAUUAUGUGUUGGACAUAAAGUUAUUUAGAACAUGACACAAAGUGCAUCAGAUCAUUUAAGAUUUUUGAAAGUUAUUUUAAAAAAAAUCGAUAUGCUCGCCAAUGUGUGAAUUUGAAUGUUUGGCUUGAAGCUUCACCUUGAGCAAAUAAUAAAAUUCAUGUUUAUGAAUACACAGUACAA
Molecule: messenger RNA, 5793 nt
Organism: Sardina pilchardus (European sardine)
Lineage: Eukaryota; Metazoa; Chordata; Actinopteri; Clupeiformes; Clupeidae
Gene: ldb3a
Product: LIM domain binding 3a
Exons: 18
Coding region: 218-2971 (917 amino acids)
Biological process (GO): actin cytoskeleton organization; muscle structure development; heart development
Cellular component (GO): stress fiber; adherens junction; filamentous actin
Molecular function (GO): muscle alpha-actinin binding; actin binding
Source: RefSeq, a predicted model, not a curated record